AUGUCCCAGGUUGUAUACAUCACGCUGGAACCAUCGGAGUCGGAUCGUGUAGACGAUGUCCCGAAAAGACAGCCCCAUUGGGUCCAUCCGAAUUUAAUUGAGAGCGUCGACCCCGUUAAGGGCCGCCAGAUACGUGCGUCGGACCUCAUUCCGAAAGGCACCCGCGUCCUUGUCGACCACCCCUAUGCCAUUAUUCCUGUCGUGGAUGAACCAGCGGCCAACGAGGAUCUCAUUUGCAGCAAUCCCGCUUGUAAUCGUCAAAGCCCGCGCCAUCUGGGCCGGUUCCUGUGCUCAAAUGCAUGCAUACCGGACGUGGCAUGGUGCAGCAGCACUUGCAGAGACGCUGACAAAGCCCGCCAUGACUUCGAAUGCACUUGGUUAAAACGAUAUGCCCAGCCCAUCCGAAAUAAAUGGGGCGAGUACGAUUUCGGCAUGUUAUGGCUGAUUGUUCGGCUGCUUGCCUCUCGGGAUAGAGAUCCGCAUGGUGAGAAUGUCGCACCGAAGACUCAGCAAUGGAAAUAUGGCUGGUCCGGCAUUGCCUCGUUAUGUGGAUCUUCCGAUACCUGGUCGCAUGAGCAGGUUCGAUCAUGGACUACCCUGGUGAAGAAGUAUCUCCGGGACAGCCCCGUCCUACCGCAUGGAUUGACCGUGGAUCGCGUUCUUCACCUGAUCUGUCAAGAAGAAGCGAAUUCGUUUGGUCUCUACCCACGAGAAACGGGCAUUUUCCCACCUCCGCAUCCGCCGGUCGAUCGAGGAGAGCAAUAUGCUGCGGCCGUCUAUCCAACUGCGGCAAUCGCGAACCACUCGUGUAUGCCCAAUCUAAUACACAAGCCCGAUCAAGACGGCCACAUGGUUUUUACCGCCUCUCGAGACAUUCUUCCAGGCCAGGAAUGUUGCAUCUCUUACUUCGACCUAACGAAAUAUACGGACCUAACUUCGCGCCGCGAACAUCUGCGAAAAUCGUUCAGAUUCAUAUGCCAGUGCGAACGAUGCAUCUCUGAAGAACCCGCGAAAGAAACCAAUGAGUGGACCUCAAUGCCGAUGAUGGAUAUAUAA
Penicillium canariense is the source of this 1056-nucleotide messenger RNA. RefSeq names its product SET domain-containing protein. The record is from RefSeq and is a predicted model, not a curated record. The transcript has 2 exons. Bases 1 to 1056 code for a protein of 351 amino acids. Gene Ontology annotation, molecular function: protein binding. Lineage: Eukaryota; Fungi; Ascomycota; Eurotiomycetes; Eurotiales; Aspergillaceae.